AGGCAUCUCGCCUGCGUGAGUCACAAGGUCCAGGCGUCUGUGCUACACUUCCCUCUGUGGGCCAGGGCGGACCUCGCCUCCCCUUUCUCUCACUCCCAACUCUCCUCAGUUCUCUCCGCGCUGUCCUGUGCUCUGCUUUCCCCGUUCAUCUCCCGGUCCUCUCCAUUACGGUGGAUUCAUGAUCAGCUCUCGCCCUCCUCGCUCGCCAUGCAGAACAACCACAAUAAGGAACAUCUCUAUAAGAUUCUUGUGAUAGGGGACCUCGGGGUCGGCAAGACCAGCAUCAUCAAGCGCUAUGUCCAUCACAACUUUAGCCCCAACUACCGAGCCACCAUUGGGGUGGACUUCGCACUCAAAGUCCUCAACUGGGACCAGGAAACGGUGCGCCUACAGCUGUGGGACAUUGCAGGUCAGGAGAGGUUUGGCAACAUGACCCGUGUGUACUACCGCGAGGCAGUGGGUGCCUUCAUUGUGUUUGACGUCACAAGGCCCGCCUCCUUCGAGGCCGUCACCAAAUGGAAGGAGGACUUGGAUUCCAAACUGUCACUUGCCAAUGGGAAAAAUGUAGCCACUGUGCUUUUGGCUAAUAAGUGUGACCAGGGCCAGGACGUACUGAACAAUAAUGGAAUAAAGAUGGAGCAGUUCUGCCAGGACAACGGCUUUGUGGGAUGGUACGAGACGUCUGCUAAGGAAAACAUCAACAUCGAUGAAGCAGCUAACUGUUUGGUUAAACACAUCAUUGCCAGUGAGAAUGACAUGCUCCAAUCAGAAGUCCCAGACACCAUCACCCCCCAGUUAGAGAAGGACAAAGGCGGGACAUGCUCCUCCUGCUUUAGAUCCCAGUAAUAGCCCCUGACAGUUGGAUAUUCUUUUGUAUCUCAUUACACAAAAAGUCAAGUUUGUCUGUGAGCAGGAGACAGAGGGAGAACUACUUUGGUUGUUUUUUUAGGAACCAUGUAUAGGUGCCAACUCUCGCUUGGGUGGGGUGAGUGGAUGACAGACAGGCAGCUGGCUCAAGAAAUGGAGACAGAAAGAGAGAAAGAGACAGGGCUGCAGCUGUGUGUGCUUGUCAAAGACAAGGUCACCCUCUGGGUGACUUCAAGCCUUGACACUGCCACUUCAGUUACCAUGGAGACACAGUUAAUGAACACAUGGACAGAAAGAUUGCAGCAAGUCUUUCUGUCCAUGGGUUUAUUUCUGUACGAAGGUCCAUGAAGGGGAUCUCUAUUUAAUAACAACAUUAGGUGUUUCUUUUUUCCCUCCUUGUUUUUCACAUGCCAUUCUGUUCUAAUAAGCAGACAAAAAGCACAUUUAUAUAUAGUUUUUCCUCUAGACAACCAAAGCAAUUCAAUCUCAGUCCUGAUAACACUACAGCUACAUUAUUAGCUAUUUGGUUUCUUUAAAUUUGGUUUCAUUUAUUUUACUUUGUCAUUGUCUUUUCUUAACUUCCGUCAUGUACAUCUGACGGCUGCAAUAAUGUUUAUCAGUUUAUUUUGAUGUAAUUAAAGUGACUUUUCUAACACACAUUAUUUUAUUCAAUGUCUUCAAUAGAAAUAUUCACUACAUAUUUAUAUUUACAUAUAGUGCACUUAAAGGUAUUGCCUUACUUUUCAUUACUGAGGUGGAAUUUGACUUAUUUCCAUGGCAACAUAUUCAAAAUACAAUGACAAUAUUGUUUCCAUUUUAAAUCAAUGGUUUUAUAUUACAUUUAUAUUCCACUGUUCAAUAUUUGUAAUAGUUGUAAUUAUGGGAUAAAUGCAUAUAUAUAUAUAAAACAUGUACAUAUUAUAUACAGUAUAAUGAGACAGAUUAUAGAACCAAAGAUGUAUCCAGUUCUCAACAUGUUCAUAUGAAUAAACAUUAGCUUUACUGA
Etheostoma cragini (Arkansas darter) is the source of this 1873-nucleotide messenger RNA. It is a transcript of the gene rab38a, whose product is annotated as RAB38a, member RAS oncogene family. Gene Ontology annotation, molecular function: GTPase activity; GTP binding. Lineage: Eukaryota; Metazoa; Chordata; Actinopteri; Perciformes; Percidae. Gene Ontology annotation, cellular component: phagocytic vesicle; late endosome; trans-Golgi network. The record is from RefSeq and is a predicted model, not a curated record. The coding region runs from base 208 to 846 and encodes 212 amino acids. Gene Ontology annotation, biological process: phagosome-lysosome fusion; endosome to lysosome transport. The transcript has 3 exons.